Messenger RNA from Quercus lobata, 441 nucleotides. RefSeq lists its product as uncharacterized. The record is from RefSeq and is a predicted model, not a curated record. Bases 1 to 441 code for a protein of 146 amino acids. The transcript has a single exon. NCBI's taxonomy places the organism in Eukaryota, Viridiplantae, Streptophyta, Magnoliopsida, Fagales, Fagaceae.
AUGAGCCUUCGUUGCCAGUUGCCGUCGAGGGAUCUAGACGCUCUGGUAUUGAUCACCUCCCCUAAGGACCUUGUAAAUCUCAUCGAAGAGUACGACAAGGCCACGUCACCACCUUCGUCUCUGAAGAUUAGAGCGUUUCUCUCACCGCCGAAACCUCCCAAAAAAUCUUUCUCUUUUCCCCUUCCUCCUCCAAUCCCUAACUCCUCAAUGUCUUCAUCAAAAUCAUCAUUGUCGUGUUCCAUUUUGUCUUCGUCUCACAAUCCCACCGACACCACCCCGAGGUUUUCGGCGCUAGUGGCCGACGUGUGCCUCCGCAAGAUCUUGCCACCGGUUGUUCCAUUUCAGAGAUCCACAGCAAAGAUCAAGCCUCACUGUGCUUACCGUGCUCAUGGAAAACCUAGCAACAUCUACCUCAUCCACAACGAGAAUCAUUGGCAAUAG